Molecule: messenger RNA, 2563 nt
Organism: Coregonus clupeaformis (lake whitefish)
Lineage: Eukaryota; Metazoa; Chordata; Actinopteri; Salmoniformes; Salmonidae
Gene: gramd2b
Product: GRAM domain-containing protein 2B
Exons: 14
Coding region: 305-1612 (435 amino acids)
Source: RefSeq, a predicted model, not a curated record
GGAAGGGAUAAGAAGGAAAGGGGGGAGUAAAUUAGAAACUAAACGGGGUGGUGGUAUAAGUGAAGGCUUUAUUUAUAUUGUCCUGAAAUAAAGUUAUUAAUGUCAGUGCAGUGCCAUGUUUGGUUGCCCCCACUCGGGCCACCAGAGCAACCCACCCCCUCCUCAACAUAGUGUCCCGAGUAUCGAACGAACUUCCCAAAUGUAACCCCUCCUUGGCGUAGGAAGGAGUCACUGCCAAAGUAAUUUUUUUUUUUUACGGAGAAAGGGAACUGUUGAUGAAGGCGAAUCCAGGCAGUCCCUCGAGAUGGUACUUAUGACCGAACAACCGGACAGAGACCUUACUCCGUUAUCUACGCCAGAACAAGUUGUAAAGUCUGCCAAACCGGUCAGAAAAGAUUCGACGGGGAUCCAAUCGACGUCUGAGGCAGCAAAUGGAGGAGAGGACAGGCCCAGGAGGAGUGCCAGUGGGAGGUCUGCUGGGGACACUCAGGUGUCAGUGGACACUGAGUCAGACCUCUCAGAGAUCAGGAAGAAACCGGCCCUCAUGAAAUUUAAAGCUGUGGAGCUGCCUUCCCCAAUGCAAACUCCAAGUGACGGUGAAACUAAGUUUGAAGGAAGAAAGAAAUCCCAGUCCAGCCAGAUAUCCAAGUCAAAUGCCCAGUACCAUAAAAUAUUCAAAGAAAUCAGCAAGGAUGAGUUACUGAAACAAAGUUAUACCUGUGCACUGCAGAAAGACAUGCUGUAUCAGGGCAAAAUGUUUGUCUCUGAUAACUGGAUAUGUUUCCACUCCAAAGUCUUUGGCAGAGAUACUAAGAUUGCUAUUCCCGUACUCUCUGUGACUCUUAUCAAGAAGACAAAAACUGCCAUCUUGGUGCCAAAUGCACUCGUUAUCACAACCACAAACAAGCGGCAUGUAUUUGCAUCAUUCCUAUCCCGAGAUACAACCUAUAAACUUCUGAAAUCCAUCUGCGUUCAUCUGGAUGGGGACAAUACAGGGAACAGCCUCAUUACUUCCUCUGCUGAGAACAGCUUCAUAGCUGAUUGUCCCUCGUCACUUCCUCUGGAUUUAUCUGGAGACUUCUCAGACCUGGAUGGGGUUGUGUGCCAGAGGAGGCAAGCCAUGCUGGAGACCAGCAGCUCAGGCUCCCAGACCCCAGACUAUGAGAAAAUGACGGAGUUCCCUAGCAUCCCAGACACGUUCCUGAGCGCGGUGAAGAACGGCGAGGUGGCGGUGCACGCAGACGUCCACCUCCAGACCCCCAACCAAAAGCACGGAGCCGCUCACCAGAAUGGGCCGACCAAGCCUGCCCAGGGGGUUGUACACAAAGUGAAAUCACUACAGCCAGUGUCGUUGAACACCCUUCUACUCAUCUAUUUGUUCCUAGUUAGUGUCCUUGUCUUGUCUUCGUGUUACAUGGCCUUCAAGAUUGUGGCUCUUGAGAAGCGGCUGAACUCGUUGAGUUCCGUGGGGGAGUAUGCACGCAACGAAAACGUUGUGCAUCACAGAUCACAGGACGACUUUAAUGCAGAAAUCUAUGGGGAGCUGUCUACAAACCUGUUCAAGCUAGAAAAGAUUCAGAGAAAUCUCCGUAAACUACUUGAAGAGACCUGACUGAAGGACCCGUCUGUCGCCUCGCUGGACGGAAGUGGCGCCUUCAUAAAACGCUGGUGAAAACACUGCAGAUCUGAUCGGCAAUCUGUUACCAAAUAACAGACGGCCACUUUGGAAAAUAGACAAUUUCUUAAUUGUGCAAUAGCAGUAUCUUCCUUCUCUCUCUACUCAGGACAAAACCUAUUAUUUUGUAUCUGAUAGCAUGCCAGAGUAAUCAAGACAUUUCAGCAACUGUAGCUAGUUUGGCCUGAAUCCUAACUUGAAACUCAUGCGCUUAAUAAUGCUGAAUUCCGCUUAUAGGGGCAAUCUGCAGUUGCUACAUUCAUUUUGGACUGAAUUAAUGAUAAGUACCCAUUGAUUCUUGAAGAAUAUAACUUAUAAAUGCUUCAUGAGCUUAGUUCAACUGUCGUACCCCAUCAGAACCCAAAAUAUAUAGUUUUACUCCAAUAUUUGUAAACAAAGUAAAUGUAAACAAACACUAUAUGGCCUAAAAACAUGGUUAAAACUAUAGCUGACAUCAUGGGUGUCAGUCUUUGCAUCCAUAGCUUUGUCUAUUAAUUUGAGUGGUUACAUUUCUCCAGCCCCAUGUCUCAGCUUUUUACUGAAACUGGGGCGGGAAAACGCUUUAUUGUUUCAACUGCUGAUUGCUGCUUUAAAUCAUGCCUUGAUGUCAGUGGGAGAUUUCUGUGGAAAUUUGAGUUAGGUGUUCAGGUUUAAAGGUAUAGGACGCAACCCUUAAAGAAGAGAAGCCAUAAGCUUUAGCCUAUGUAGUACUGUACCUGAGAAACUUUUCAAUAUUAAUGGGAUGUUUUCAGGUAUGAGUAGGUCCCAAGGACCCACCUAUUUCAAUGUUUUUCUAUUAACAUUUCAAAAAUGGUCAGUCUUGUAAUGCCUACUGUUCAUGUGCCCCUUUUGUUACAGGUAUGAAUUGCCAAUAAAAUAUUUAUAGUU